Molecule: messenger RNA, 939 nt
Organism: Osmia lignaria (orchard mason bee)
Lineage: Eukaryota; Metazoa; Arthropoda; Insecta; Hymenoptera; Megachilidae
Gene: Naxe
Product: NAD(P)HX epimerase
Cellular component (GO): mitochondrion
Molecular function (GO): NAD(P)HX epimerase activity
Source: RefSeq, a predicted model, not a curated record
UUCUGCGCAUGUUAAUUCUGAUUGGCUCAAGCAUGCUCCCUCUGCGCAAAUGCGUAAAAUUAUUUUACAGCAUAUAAUUUGUGCUCAAGUGAUCUAAGAUCAAUUUUUUAAUUACUUAAUUAUUCACAGUAUUUAUUCGUGUUAAUAAGCAAUAAAUUAAUUUUUUCUUUUGAUAAACUAUCAUAUACCACUAUGGUGAAAUACCUGAAUCAACAAGAAAGCAUUAAUAUAGAUAAAGAUUUAUUUGAAAAGUAUAAAUUCAGUGUGGAUCAGUUGAUGGAACUUGCUGGACAGAGCUGUGCUAUUGCUAUUGCUCGAACUUACCCAUUAUUUAAAAAUUCUGCACAAAAGAUUUUAGUUUGCUGUGGACCAGGAAAUAAUGGAGGUGAUGGAUUAGUUUGUGCUAGACAUUUGAAACAAUUUGGAUACUCUCCAGAAAUUUAUUAUCCUAAAAGAACAAGCAGUACUUUGUAUGAAAAUCUAUUACAUCAAUGCAUUGAAAAUGACAUUUCUGUGGUAGAAAAUAAUAUAGAAGAUUUUGCAGCAAAUCAAAUGCAUCACUUUGCUCUUAUAGUGGAUGCAUUAUUUGGAUUUAGUUUUAAACCACCUGUCAGAGAAACAUUUAUUCCAAUUAUUGAUUUACUAGAAAAAACAAGUAUUCCAAUUUGUAGUAUAGAUAUACCCUCUGGUUGGAAUGUUGAAAAUGGUCCACCCACAGAAGGUGGUAUAAAACCAGAAAUGCUGGUAUCAUUAACAGCACCAAAAUUAUGUGCUAAAAAAUUUGAAGGUAAAUACCAUUACUUAGGUGGCAGAUUUGUGCCAAAAAAAUUAGAAAAAGAAUAUAAUCUUAAUCUACCUGAAUAUCCAAACACAGAUUUAAUUGUUCCCUUAUCUUAAAUAUUCAUAUAAAAUAAAGUUAUUUCCAUUAUAUAAAGUUUU